GGACCGCGGGCUGCCGGCAGGAGACUCCGCGGGAGCGCGGCCAGGCGGCCUCGCCCGGGUACCGCCCGGCGCCUCCCCAGCCCGCGAGGCUCUCGGCCGAGGACCCAGCUUGGGCCUCCUCCUCUGGCCAGAGCAAACGGAGAGUAUGAAAGCUUAUCUAAAGAGCGCAGAAGGCUUUUUUGUCCUGAAUAAAAGUACUACAAUUGGGAGGCAUGAAGAUUCAGACCUUACUUUACAGUCCUCUGACAUCGACAACCAUCAUGCGCUCAUUGAAUAUAAUGAGGCCGAAGGCAGCUUCAUUCUCCAGGAUUUCAAUUCCCGCAACGGCACCUUCGUCAACGAGUGCCACAUUCAGAAUGUGGCCGUGAAGCUGUUACCCGGAGACGUCCUCCGGUUCGGAUCUGCAGGGCUGACCUAUGAAUUGGUCGUCGAAAACCCACCCUCGGUCUCCUACCCAUGGAUGAGUGGCCCAGGACCCUGGUCAAAGCCUCAGCCACCUCGGGCCUCACAGCAGUCAAACCAGCCACCCCCUCCACCUCAGAUGCCCUUCCACCCCAACAUCCAGACAGCCUCGGUGCAGAGGAGCUGGUCCCAGGGCUUCCCCAGGCCCACGAUGGUCCAGCCCUCCCCCCACAAGCGGCCCGUGAGUGCCAGUGGGAAGAUGUUCUCGUUUGUGAUGGAUGGCACCCCCACAUCUCCCAUCUUCAAGCAAGUGUGGACCAGCAGCGUGGAACUCCCGGGACAGGUGGUGGCUGAGGGACUUUCCGGGGCCGGACCUCCCAGGGAGGUUUAUUUGGACCAGGACCUGGCCCAGCAGGAGAAGGAUGAAAUAAUUCUGCUGCUGGGAAAAGAAGUCAGCCGUCUCUCGAAUUUUGAGAUUGAAUCCCAAUUCAAAGAUGCUGUGAUAGCAGACCUGCAGAACGAAGUGGCUGAAAUGGCUCAGAAGCUGUCAGUGGCAACAGCCCCCAGGCAGAAUGAGAGGCUGAUAUCGCACAAGCUUCAGGUUCUGGAUGAGGACAUCGAUGCCAAAAAGAGAGAGAUCCAGAGCUUGAAAGGCCAGAUGAAUGCCCUACAGAAAGGCUACAGUCAGGCACUGGGCCAGACCCUGUCCGAGCGGAACUCAGAAAUCACAUCCCUGAAGAAUGAGGGCGAGAGCUUGAGGAGGGACAAUGCCAUCACAGCAGAGAUGGUGUCAUCUUUGCAAAAAGACAUGCUAGAAAGGAAUGAGCAAGUUCAUAACCUAGAACAGGAGGUGAAUCAACUAAAAAGUCAGAACAAAGAAAAGGACCAUCAGCUGGAAGCUCUUAAUGCCAGAUGCUCAGCGCUGAAAGAAGAGUUAAAGAAGGAGGAAGCUCAGAAGGAGCACAGGGAAGCCCAAGAGAAAGAGUUAAAACUCUGCAAAACUCAAAUCCAAGACAUGGAGCAAGAAAUAAAGAAGCUCGAGGAGGAGCUGAGGAACAGUUGCACUGAGCAGAACAUGAUCUCCAAGACGCUGCGAGAAAAGAGCAAGGUGGAAGAGAAACUUCAGGAGGAUUCCAGAAGGAAAUUGCUUCAGCUGCAAGAAAUGGGGAACAGAGAGAGCCUCAUUAAAAUCAAUUUGGAAAGGGCAGUAGGUCAGCUCGAGCAUUUCAGAAGUCAGGUUAUCAAGGCCACCUACGGACGUGCAAAGCCGUUCCAGGACAAACUCAUCUCCGAUCAACAGUUAAUAGAGAAAAUUACCCAGGUCACUGAGGACAACCUCAACUUUCAGCAGAAAAAAUGGACCCUGCAGAAGGAAACCCAGCUCAGGAUUUCCAGAAAGGAGGAAAUCACGGAGAACAUUGAGAAGCUGAAGACAUCCUUAGACAGCUGCCAGGCUUGCAUGAAAAUGUCUUGCUGUAGCAAUGACCUGAAGAAGGAGGUUGACCUUCUUCGGGGUCUCCAGGUGAGCCCACCUGUUUCGGGACUCCAGAAGGUGGCUCUGGAAAUCCUGAGCCUCUUGCUGUCCUGGCUGGAGGACACGGAGCAUCUCCUCCGGAGCGUCGGGAUCCAGUUAUCCAGUUCCGACAAAGGACUGUCUUUGUAUUUGAAAUAUCUUCUGGAACAUUAUCAAAAAAUUGUGAACCAGACCCAGGAACUUCAGAUCAAGAUGGACACUUUCCAGGAGACUCAGCAGUCCUUGCUGAAGGAAAAGCUGCAGGAGCAUCUGGCCGAGAAGAAGCUGUACGAGGAAAGGCUGGAGUGGGAGGACAAUCUGAAAGCCAGGGUCAAACAGCUGAAGGAAGAGAAGGCGGCUUUGGAGGAGAGCAUUGCUGAAGAGAAAAACAGAGCGAGGGAAGCCUUAGAGGAAGAACAGAAGAGGGUCCAGGAGCUGGAGAGUCGCUUAACCCGCCAGAAGGAGGUUUUGGAGAGCAACAUGGCCCACGAGAAAAGAAAAUCAAAGGAAGCCUUAGAGACAGAAAAGAGAAAAGUUCAAGAUCUGGAGAAUCACUUAACCCAACAGAAGGAGGUUUCAGAGAGCAGCAUUGCCCACGAGAAAAACAAGGCGAAGGAGGCCAUCGAGAAGGAGAAGAAAAAAGUGCAAGAUCUGGAGAAUCGCCUCACCCAGCAGAGAGAGGAAAUAGAAUUAAAAAUGCAAAAAGAGAAUGCCUUAAAUAAUAAAUUAAAUGAUGCACUGGUCAUGGUAGAAGAGACCCAGAAAAUAAAGGUGGCUGAAAGUAUAAAAGUAGAGAACCUCACAAUCAGAUUAAAUGAAACUUUAGCUGAAGUGGAAACUGCCAAGACAAAAUUGAUCAUGAUGGAGGAGCGAAUUCUGCGGCAACAGCAGACGGCAGCAGCCCUCCAGGAAGAGCGAGAAUCACAGAGAAGCGGAUUUGAGGAAGAAAUUGCAGAAUACAAGGAGCAAAUCAAACAGCACGCCCAGACGAUUGUGAGUCUGGAGGAAAGACUCCAGAAAGUGACACAACACCAUAAAAAAAUAGAAAGCGAGAUUGCGACGCUGAAGGACAGUGGCCCAGCUCAAAAGGAGGAACUGCAGCAAGACCCUCCAGUGGGACCGCCAUCGGAGAGCACUGCCAAAGAGGAGGCCUGCAACGACUUGAUAGAAGAUUUACUGACUGCCCAGAAGGAAAUCCUGUCUCAACAGGAGAUCAUCAUGAGGUUAAGAAAAGACCUUACGGAAGCCCACGGCCGAAUGUCAGAUUUGAGAGGGGAGCUCAGCGAGAAGCAGAAGAUAGAACUGGAGCGAAACAUGGUGCUGCUCCAGCAGCAGAGCAGCGAGCUGAGUGUGCUCAAGGAGAAGAUGGCACAGAUGACCAGCCUGGUGGAAAAGAAGAACAGGGAGGUGGAGGUCCUCAAGGAGGCGCUAAGGGCUUUCCAGGAGAAACAGAAACUCCAGCUGAACACGGAGAAGGACCAGAAAGCCAGGAAUGCAACCCAGAUGUGUGACAUCUCAGUGCAGAUGGAACCAAGCCACACUGACAUUUUCUGGAAUCACCAAGAGCCUCAGGCGCAAUCUUUCAGUGAUCUAGGGGUCAGGUGUAAGGGAUCCCGACACGAAGAAGUCAUUCAGCGUCAGAAAAAGGCCCUCGCUGAACUUCGAGCGCGCAUCAAGGAACUUGAGAAGGCCUGCUCGUCAAAUCAAAAGGACCAACUGACUGAAUCGUUUCUAGAAUUAAAGACUCUCAGAAUGGAAAAAAAUGUCCAGAAAAUAUUACUGGACUCAAAACCUGAUUUGUCACCUUUCUCAAGAAUAGAGAUCCGAGCGCCUCAAAACGGCCUUUCCAACUCAGGGUCCAUUCAGAACAUGGAGAGGUCGGGCAAAGUGGAUGUGGCUGAGGCUUUAGAGCUCAGUGAAAAACUGUACCUGGACAUGAGCAGAACGCUCGGGAGUCUGAUGAACAUCAGGGACAUGUCGGGGCAGGUGUCCAUGAGGUACCUUUCCCCAAAAGAGAGGGAGAAAGUCAACCAGCUUCGCCAGCGGGACCUGGCCCUGGUGUUUGAUAAGAUCACCCAGCUCAAGGGCCGGCUGGAGAGGAAGGAGGAGCUCCUGCGAGGCCAUGACGAAGACACUGAACAGCUCAGGCAGAGCAAAGUGUCUGUCCAGAUGUAUCAGUCGCAGGUGGCAAAGCUGGAGGACAAAAUCUACAAAGAGGCAGAGGAAAAGGCCCUGCUGAAGGAGGCUCUGGAGCGCACAGAGCAACAGCUGCACCAGGAGAAGAGGAUCAACAGGGCCAUCAAGCAGCAGAAGGAACAUUUAGAAGAUCACGAACAGAGAAAUGCAAAAGAAGCAACACCUUGGAACUCUUCCUUCAGAGAGAGAGAGAGGCAGAGACGAAUGUUUGUAGAGAUGGUGAAGAACAAGAUGCAGAAUUCAAAUUUCCAGGUUGGAGUCAGAAAAGCCACCCCAAAGAUGGACCAAGAAAGAGAGACACUGAAAAAAGACUCAUCAAGCAAAUCCAGCCACAGCCUUUUGUUUUCUGAGCCCAGUGGAAGGAACUAGAGACUCGUCGUCCCACCAAGCCUGGCCUGAUCCCUGUGAGUCAAUUCGACUCUCUGUGUCAAAAUACUAAGAUGCUUCUGUAGGACUUUAAAGAUUGUUACCCUAGUGUUUUGCUUUCUAGACUAGUAUUUUGCACAAUAAUGUAUUUUGGAGCGUGUGGGGAGAGGGGUUUUUUUUUGGAAGAUACCAAUGAAUGUUUACAUACUUAGGUACAGGAAGAACAUAUUUAAGUUUGUAACCCAGACUCCUAAGCCUUGGUAGAUAAAAUGAUGUGUUUGUUUACGUACCUAAACGUCACACCUCUGGGGAGCUCCAAGAGACCCUCAAUUGGGAAAACCCAAGACUUGUAGUGGGGCCACAGGACAGAAUGGUAACCUCAGUGCUGUUGGAGCCAUAAUAUAGUGCAUUUAUAUCUCAGUUAAUUACAAUAAAUUUAAAACACUAAUCGGUUUUAUUGCUUCCGUAAUAAUGGCUCACAUUUACAGGACACUCGGCAGUUUUCAAAACACUUCUCACUUAAUCCUCCCUCCCAAACCGUGAGAGGUAAAUAGUGUUACAUUCUCCAUUUUACAGACAAGGAAGCAGAGGUCCAGAGAGGUUUUAGGCAUGCCUAAAAUCACACAGCAGUGGAGUCUUUAACCCAGGUCUCUAACUCCAUCUCACACUGCCCAUUCUGCCACACCAAGAUGGCACAGUAGUUCAAGCCCCCAGGCCAUAAGGAGAGACCAAAUUCCCAGUAACCAAAGAGCAGACACUUCCCAGGUGGACACAACCCUUUUCUCCAAAGCUCUGUCCUCUCUCCAUCCACCCGUCUUCUCACUGCCUUUCUUACAUGGCCAGGGCAGCCAAACAAAAUGGAAGGAGGAGCCAGAAUCCAUGAAUAUCGUUUACUUUCUUAUUUUUUAAAAGCCACAAUAAAAAACAUUUUGAUA
This is a messenger RNA of Choloepus didactylus (southern two-toed sloth), 5412 nucleotides long. It is a transcript of the gene FHAD1, whose product is annotated as forkhead associated phosphopeptide binding domain 1. The record is from RefSeq and is a predicted model, not a curated record. Bases 146 to 4480 code for a protein of 1444 amino acids. Gene Ontology annotation, molecular function: protein binding. The transcript is spliced from 33 exons. Lineage: Eukaryota; Metazoa; Chordata; Mammalia; Pilosa; Megalonychidae.